AUGGACGCGCGAACGGUCCUCGACAUUGCCACGCGUGUCUCAGUUGCAUUGGCACGCGUGAUCUGGUUUCCCAUCAGUAAAGCCAUCAAUUUAGUCAUCAUACUGUUGCUGCCAUUCUACAACGUCAUCACUUUCUUCCUACUGCCAUUCAUCCACCUUGGACAGGCAAUUGUCAGAGUGCUGUCCAUACCAUUCAGCGUCAAGUGGUUGGAGAGAAUAGAGACACUAUACGUCUACCUUGGAACAGCCAGCCUCAUAGGAUGCAUCACCGGCGCCGUCCUCUUCGUUGUCUUUAGGUUUCUGUCGUCAACUCUCAAGAUCGAUAUACCCGUUGUUCCUAGGGAGCCUGAAAAGGGAAGAACAGCCGCGGAGUACAGAGCUGCGCGACGUGUGAAGAAGGAGGAUUCCAUCGACCAUUCACCCAGUGCAACCCCUGUAGUGUUGAAAAAGGUGGCUGGGCCUUGCAGGCGAGGUCUGCUCUCGCAAGCCAUCAUCGAAGAGGAGGAUUCAGACUUUUGA
Molecule: messenger RNA, 519 nt
Organism: Alternaria postmessia
Lineage: Eukaryota; Fungi; Ascomycota; Dothideomycetes; Pleosporales; Pleosporaceae
Exons: 2
Coding region: 1-519 (172 amino acids)
Source: RefSeq, a predicted model, not a curated record